AUGUUAUCAGCAAGGGGAGCGCAAUGGGCUAAGAUUGGAUACCUCCACGGCAAGCCAGAUGCGUACGACCCAAAAGACAACCCCAAUGGUGUUGUAAGCUUCACCAAUGCCGAGAAUAUUUUCCUACACGCCGAUCUGGCUGACUUCUUCAAUACGCAUAACCACUUCGACAAGGAAUGUUGCGCGUAUGGGGAGGGCUAUACUGGAACAUUACGACUUCGGACUGCGAUGGCGACGCACCUUAAUGCCUCUUUCCAUCCAGCGCAAGCGAUCGACCCGGAGGAGGUCACUUUUGCUGCUGGAGUGACUGAUCUCAACGAGGUUUGCGCGCUGGUCACCUGUGAUCCAGAUCGACAUGACUCUGUCAUGCUUGGGAGGCCUAUUUAUGGGCCCUUCUCUAAAGAUCUUGCUAUGCGAACAGGGUGA
Messenger RNA from Bacidia gigantensis, 426 nucleotides. RefSeq lists its product as uncharacterized. Bases 1 to 426 code for a protein of 141 amino acids. The record is from RefSeq and is a predicted model, not a curated record. The transcript is spliced from 3 exons. NCBI's taxonomy places the organism in Eukaryota, Fungi, Ascomycota, Lecanoromycetes, Lecanorales, Ramalinaceae.